This is a messenger RNA of Aspergillus candidus, 789 nucleotides long. RefSeq lists its product as uncharacterized. The record is from RefSeq and is a predicted model, not a curated record. The coding region runs from base 1 to 435 and encodes 144 amino acids. NCBI's taxonomy places the organism in Eukaryota, Fungi, Ascomycota, Eurotiomycetes, Eurotiales, Aspergillaceae. The transcript is spliced from 3 exons.
AUGUCGUCCUGGUUCCCCACCGAGUAUGACGAAGACUACCAGCGGGAGACCCUCUGGCUGAGAGCUGGAGCGCUUUGUUGCAGCUCUCUGGGCUUAAUACUACUGGUGACGCGCCAUGUCCACCCAUUCACCCUCCUGUUUGCCCUCCCGGUAGUCUGGUCAGUAGCCGACGGCAGGCUGCUCGGGCAAGGACGUGCCGCCCAUACCCUCGUUUAUGUUCUUCUCGAUUUCCUCUGCGCUCUUUUCUUCGUCUGGAACAUUCCCGUGACGGUACUUGCUGGCGUGGUACAGUGGAGUUUUAUUACCAUCGUCAUGGCCAUGUUUUUCUCCGCCGCUGUAUUCCUCCAUGGUCUAAUCUUCCUCCGCGCGACCGUGAGGCUGUUGGAAGAGUCACGAUUAUUCGGUCGUGGUAACGGUGUUCAGCUUCCGACCUAAAAACCACUCGUUAUGAUGAUGGCAUGGUGGUGGGGCCCAUCCGCGGAGCUCGGACAACUAUCCAACGGCUGGAACGGGCUUCCACAGUUGGACAAGAACUGGAUACCCCAGACGGGGGAACCAGUUAAAUGCAAAGACUUGCUCUGUGAACUUUGUCUCGAACGCGGGAAUGUCCCUUCCCACCCGGCUGUUUGUGCCGUGGUGUUGUCGGACCUGGAUCGGCCUCGUUUGGAAGAGAACUCGGUGUUGUGACGAUCACGGUUAUUGUAUACUCCUAGAUACACAAAACCCCACACCAGUGGAUGAUUUACCCGGGGACCAUCCUGAUGGUUCAAAUGGUUGUAAUGCUCACCG